AUGAAAAAUAUUUAUACUCACUCCUUUCCUUCCCGGCAGUCCGUCUGGUCCGCGUCACUUCCGCUGCUGCUCCAGCUUCUACUUCGCUGUCGCCUUCCUGCUGCCCCUCAGAUUGUCAUGUAUCCUGAAAAGCCUGCCAAAUGGGGACAGCUCAACACAUUGAUCUGUCUGGCUGAUGGAUUCUACCCUCCACACAUCACCAUGAGAUGGAAGAGGAACAGUGAGCCAGUGACUGAUGAAGUCAACAUUACAGAAUUCUGUAUGAAACAGGAUCAUUCCUAUCAGAGAUUCACAUACCUGAGCUUCAUCCCAAAUCCUGGAGACAUGUAUUCCUGUCACGUGGAACACGACGGGCUGCAGGAUCCAACCACUGUAUUCUGGGAACCUGAAGUACCAGAGGAACAGUCUGGUCCUUGGACAGUGAUCUGUAUUGUGGGAAUCAUCCUGGGAAUUAUCAGUGCUGUUGUAGCGGUCAUUUUACUGAUUAAAGAGAGGAAACGGCUGCAACCCCUGGCAUCUAGGGAUAAGUACAGGGUGCAGGGUCUGUGUUUAUAA
Molecule: messenger RNA, 555 nt
Organism: Chiloscyllium plagiosum (whitespotted bambooshark)
Lineage: Eukaryota; Metazoa; Chordata; Chondrichthyes; Orectolobiformes; Hemiscylliidae
Source: RefSeq, a predicted model, not a curated record